AUUUCGGUGCAGGCACGUGUAGUGACGUUAACGGUAAUCAGGUCAUCGCCUGCAUCGAUCGUGUCGCCACGCGCGGAGGGCGGAAGGAUAUCCACGUGUAGGACACAUAGGUCAUCAUCAAAACGCCGGAUGUUACUCCAAAGUCAAUAGUGGGAUAUUAAAAAAGAUACGCCAACUCGCUGACAAUAGAGAUGGCACGACUUGAUACGCAUUUUGCGGAAGUUUGAGUUAUAACAAAGAUAAAGAUUCCUAUUGUCUUUUGUGUAUGAGUUCUCCGUAAUUAUCUACAACAAUUAUAUAACAGUAUUCCCCGAGCCUGUAUGAAUUUUUAUCAAAUGGCGCCGACUAUUUGCGUAGCAGAAUUUCCGAUGGUCGGAACCACCGUUAACACAUACAUUCACCGGCGACGAAGAUCUCAAAAUGGAAUAAACAUCGCUAAACGGCAGAAAUUUUCGCUGGAACAGAUGAUACUGCAAAUUGGGACCAUCAUUGAAACAUCCCUAACAUCUCGUGAAAAUUAUUUACGGAGAUUAGAAUAUAUGAAUAUGAUUCCAAACUGUUCUAUUCCAGAUAAAAGUACGAAACAUCCAACAAAUACGAACGAGUAUUACAAAAAACUUGUCAAGCCAAGAAAAGAUCUUUUGAAUAUUAUCAUACGCACGAUAAUUCUCGUGCAGCGCAAUCGUAUCCUUCAGAGACGUCUAAACGCAUUACGAGCAGAGACACGAAGAUUUCUCCGUUCUGUAUUAAAUAAUCCGGAAAAGCAGUGUCAAGAACGAAGAUUGCAAAUGUCGACAUAUUCUGAGGAUGAGAUUGUUUCAUCAACUACGGAGAAAGUCUCGACAUUAUUACCUCCACUCAAUUCCGAUUCGAACAAGAACUUGUUUCACGAAGCUGUUUUCGCUUGCAAUAAUCUUGAUCAUACCAAUGAUAAAUCCAAUUUGAUUAAUCUUCAGAUUCAAACAGAAGCGAAUGUUAAGUUUUUAGGAUCUGAAGCUAAUAAUUUCUCAGAUGACGCAUAAGUAAGCAAAAAAGUUGUUUAAAAAAGAAUGUCCUCCUCAUAUAAAAAAAUAUAUAGUUUAGAUAUACAUAUUUUAUUUCAGAAGAUAGAUUUCUCUCUAAACAAAAUAUUUUCCUAUUUUUUAUAACAUAUAAUGUUAAAAAAUUGACAAAUAUUUUUUGAAAGUUACUCGCGAAAUCUAAUAUCUAAAGUAUAAAACUAAAGGUAUCAUUAGAUUUUUUCCUAUAUGGGAUGUUUUAGAAUUGGCGGAAAGUAGACUUAUAACUUAUAUUUCUUGUGAAAUUCGUAAUCCUUUUUUUUGUAGAAGAAUUAAAUAUUUAAUAUAAAAAAUUGAGAGAAGGAUGAUAUCGAAGUUCUCCUCAGUAUUGUCGUUGAAGAAAAGUGACUUUCAAUUUCACAGAGAAAACUAUGCUUUAAAUCCAUUUCUCGUCAAUUCUGAUACAUUUUUUAUAUCCACUUUUAAAUCCAAAUUGCAAUAUUAUCGCGAUAGAGACUAUUGAACGGAUAGAUUGUUUCUAGCAACAAGUUCGAUCCAAAACUUUAUAUUAAAGAAUUUAAUGUUAUAUUGAAAUAUAUAUCAAGUUGUAAAAAUUUCAGUGAAAGAUAAAUAACCUUACUACACACAUUGUGAAAUACUAUUCCAAUUUUCGAUAAACGUAAAAAAUUGCAUAUUUCUAAUUUAUAUAAAAUAAGAGAGAUCCACCAGUGUAAAGUAUUAUACAUACAAUUAGUCUUUUUUUCUCUUUUGAAAUAUGGUGAAAAAUUAUUUUGUAAAUGUUAGUGUACAAGGCACUUUUUACGCAUUUUCUUCCAGCGCGGAGACUAACAAUUAUAUUAACAAUGAUUUAACGCUGCUUGUGAGAAUAGUACUCAAACGAAUGAAUGAUUCCGUAAAAUUAAUCGUAAGAUUUUAAGAAAAAUAGUACAAGUAUUAUGUCUGCAUGAAUGUCAGUUUGUGGGCAUUAAAAAUAAAUUUUUAGAACUAAAUUUUAGAUUACUAAAUAUUUAGAAGUGUGCUAUGAGUCUUUAAAAAUGUGAUUCCCUAAUCGCUUUGAAUAGUAUGAGUAGUUGUGGAAAAAACGCCAUCUCUAUAAUUAAUCUAAUUUAUUAGAAUUCUGGCAGUUAAGCUAUCCGUACAUAAUCUUUUAUGAAUAAUCACAUAAUCAUUAGAAGAUAUAAUGAAUGUUACAAAAUAAUUCGCUAACUGUCCAGUAAUAAGCUAAUAAAGGACGAAUAAUGUUAAAAUGUGACAUAUAUUUGGUAGCAUUAAUACGUAAAUUAGAUAUCAUAAAGCUUUCAUAAUUUAAAAAAUUGUUGAUGCUAAUGCUAAUUUACCAAUUGAUUUCUAACGAUUAGUUGGAUUAUGAAAUAAUUCUAAUUGGAUAAGAUAAAAUUAUUGGUGAAAUUAAUGUAUUAUAGUCAUUGAAAUUUACAUUGAAUUUCAAUAUACAUAUAUGGCAAUUUUGUUGAAUGUAUCUCUGAUAGAAAUUUUCUUAUAUAAAAAAUUUUUGCUAUAAAAUUUUAAAUAAUCUAAGCAGCCAGCAACACUUCGUAAUCAAUAGCGGUGACGAUCUAUAAUUCUCAUAAUAUUCGUAAAUGUUUCGUGACAUUAUUUGUGCGUAUAGUAUAAUUUUUAUAUGUAUAAUCACAGUAAUGUUAGAGUUAAAAGUCAACUGUUUUAUGAAAGAAGACUUUCUUGGAUUUAGGAGCAUCUGUAUAACAUUUAAUUUAGUAAUUUAAAUAUUAUACUAAACUAUACCCUUUUACUAUCAUGGCUGUGAAGUCUGUAUUUGCAUUCGUAAUGCAUUGUCCCUUUUACAAUUUUGUCGAACGGAUGUUCUAGUUAUUAUAUAUUAGAAUAUACACAAUUUUUCACUAAUGUACAAUAGCUUAAUAUCACAGUACAUUAGCUAUAUAUAACAUAUUGGUCACAGAUAACUAUAUAAUUAUUAAACUAUUGAAUAAUAUAAUGAAUUCUUUUUAUGAAAAAUAACGGAUAAAAAGAUUAAUAUUUGUAAUAGAAACUAAUAUCAAAUUUCGACGUAACGUAAUCUAUAUUAAGAAAAACUUGAAAGAAGAAAGAAAAAUUGAUUAUUUUAUGUUACAUUCUUGCAUUAAUUUGGUACAUCACCUUUCGAUGUAUAAACUAUGUAAAAUUAUUGAAAAUUUUAAUUAGACUUUAUUAAACUUAAUUAGAAUUUAAUAAUUUUUUCUUUUUUUUUAUAAUUAAUAAGAAUCGAAAGCAAUGUUAACACUGCAUUUAAUCCAUCUUAGAACUGUGUGAUAAUCAUAGUAUAUUUCAGGGAUAUAACUAUAAAUUUCAUAUUGAAAAUCAUGUGAUAGCAUUAUUCAAUCAAACUGUAUGCUAAUAGAGAGAAUUUGUGCCUAAGGUGCAUGUACGCGCUACUUUUCGAUCACUACAAGCAAUACAAAUAUAAAUAUUUAUAAUAGGCAGCGUUUAGAUAAUAUUUAGAUUCAAUGUGUGUACUGAUUAUAAAUCUAACUUCCAUCCUAAUAUUUCCUACAGACGUAGAAAUACUUUAUUGUCAACAUGAUCAGUGUUUUGUAAACUUGAUCUUACAUACAUGACAUAAUGGACAUAUGUAUGUGCAAAUAAAUACAAUAUAAAA
Formica exsecta is the source of this 3651-nucleotide messenger RNA. RefSeq lists its product as uncharacterized. The coding region runs from base 321 to 1022 and encodes 233 amino acids. The record is from RefSeq and is a predicted model, not a curated record. The transcript is spliced from 3 exons. Lineage: Eukaryota; Metazoa; Arthropoda; Insecta; Hymenoptera; Formicidae.